Lycium ferocissimum is the source of this 745-nucleotide messenger RNA. Its product is annotated as protein SMALL AUXIN UP-REGULATED RNA 12-like. The record is from RefSeq and is a predicted model, not a curated record. Bases 174 to 467 code for a protein of 97 amino acids. Gene Ontology annotation, biological process: response to auxin. Lineage: Eukaryota; Viridiplantae; Streptophyta; Magnoliopsida; Solanales; Solanaceae. The transcript has a single exon.
UAGUUUAUUUGUCCCCAUUCACUCCACAUGCCUUUGUUCUCCUGCUUUCCUCAAUAAAUACACCUCUUUUUUGCUAAUUCUUUCCCAAACACACAAACAAUUCCCUUCUUAUCAGGUGCUCUCUUUUAUACUCUUUUUUCUUCCUUCAUUUCUCUAAAAACAUAAACCAAAAAAUGGCUCUAAAGAAAGUAACUCAAACAGCAGCCUUAAAACAAAUCCUCAAAAAGUGUUCUAGUUUUGGGAAAAAUGAGAAUGGCCUGCCCCAUGAUGUACCAAAAGGACACUUUGUGGUAUAUGUAGGAGAAAAUAGGAGCAGAUACAUAAUUCCCAUUUCUUGGUUAACGCAUCCUGGAUUUCAAAGCUUGCUUCAAAGGGCUGAAGAAGAGUUUGGAUUUAACCAUGAUAUGGGAAUUACCAUUCCUUGUGAUGAAGAUUAUUUCUGCUCUCUAAUUUCAAACUCAAAUUGAGUUGAUUUGACCAGUUUUGACCGGCAAUUCUCGAUGCACUAAGUUCCUGCUAUGCAGGAAGUUAAAGUAGUGGUGGAUCUGGAAAAUCCAAGUGAAUAGCUAAAAUUAACUGUGAAUAGAAAAGGAAUCCCUUGCAACUCUUUUAGGGGUUGAGUUUUAAAUUUUGUAUAUUGGUUUCAGUUCAUGUACUCUGAUAUUUUCGUCAGUGGUGUUGAAAUUGUACCCGUCGAAAAUUCUUGACUUGUUUAUGAGAAUCAAAUUCCAAAAAUAUUUCUUCA